Molecule: messenger RNA, 1529 nt
Organism: Stegodyphus dumicola
Lineage: Eukaryota; Metazoa; Arthropoda; Arachnida; Araneae; Eresidae
Product: retinal homeobox protein Rx3-like
Biological process (GO): positive regulation of transcription by RNA polymerase II
Molecular function (GO): RNA polymerase II cis-regulatory region sequence-specific DNA binding; DNA-binding transcription factor activity, RNA polymerase II-specific
Source: RefSeq, a predicted model, not a curated record
AUGGCUUCGAAGUCGAAGCAGUUGGAUGAUGUUAAAAACAUGAUUGUUUUGUUCAGAAAUGAGGGUUUAACCUGUCUUGCUAUCGUUCCCGAUAACCUUCAACAAGAUGAAUGGAUAGGAACGAAUCGCACUAAAUCGGAUUCUCAGAUUCCCCAAAGUCAUUGCGAGAGUACCUUCUGCGCAUCAGACAGACCGGGAAGUUUGCGGAAAAAACACAGGCGUAAUAGGACUACUUUCACGACUUACCAAUUACACGAAUUGGAAAGGGCGUUUGAAAGAUCUCACUAUCCUGAUGUCUACAGCCGAGAAGAGCUAGCUGUCAAAGUUAAUUUGCCAGAGGUUCGAGUACAGGUCUGGUUUCAAAACAGACGAGCAAAAUGGCGCCGACAAGAGAAACUUGAGAACCAGAGUGCUUUGCGAAGUCUCGGGCACGUCAGCUCCAGUCUUCUAAGUUCCAAUUCCAGAUCACAGUCUCCUAUAAACAAUACGUCUGUUACCGGAACACCUCUGAGUCCCGGCGUCCCAUGUAUGACAUCAGUGGGGAGUCACCUGGGGUCCAAUGCUCCCAUGCUAUUUGAUCCGUGGUUGACUCCUUCCCUCUUGGGAUUACGACUACCUGGAUUACCUGGUUUCCAGCUUCAUACAGUGUAUCCAAGCUAUCUCACUCCUGCUAAUUUAACUUCUGGGCAAGUAGCCACAGAUACACCUACCAAGGUUAAGAAUUCGCCCCUAAAUCUCUCUUUGGACAAUGACGAUCAGAUAGUUGAACAGUCAUCUAAAGAAAUAUCUGAUCCAAGAAGUUCUAGUAUUGCUUCGUUGAGGCAUAAAGCUAAAGAACACUUGCAAGUCAUUACUAAAGGUCAUGUAACAUGAAUUAUAUUAGUAUAUGAUUAAGUAAAUAAUGUGUGUUUCGAGACAGCGAUGAUAAAUCUAGUGAACAAAUGACACUCUGUGCAAGAAAUGUUUUUAUUGCUUACAAACUCCACGAAAUCUUUUAUAAUAAGUAUAUGAAAUCAUCUCUAAAAAUGUGUUGAAUAGUAGUGCUUUCAUUUGACUUAAACUGAAAAACGUAUUUACAAAACUAUCUAUUAUGAUUACAUAGUAACUACGAAAAUUUAUCUUCAUUAGUUAGCUCAUUUUAUGUGUAUUUUGUUAUCAAAUAUCUUAUCCCAGAGUACCUUCAAUCUGAGUGUAUUCAUUUUGCAGUAACAAUUUUUGUGGUAAAUCUGAGCUUGCAAGAUCUCUUCAAUAGUAUUUUGAACUUCUACUAUUUUUGUCCUACGUAGAAUAUAGUCAGUAUCAUGUUGUUUGUCAGUCAUUUAUCACAUACAAAAAAAAAAAAAAAAAAAACGUAAAUAUUAAAUGUACCGAUACUUAUAUAUUUAUAGAAUAAUUAAACGAUAAGAUAAGAAUAAAUUAAUAAUUUACAGAUGUAUGUUAUAUAAAUGAGACUGUUUACUAACACUUAAUUAACACUUGAUGAUUUCUGUUAACGUUUAUUAUUGCUGUUAUUAAAGAUUAACGACGUG